Molecule: messenger RNA, 2617 nt
Organism: Myotis davidii
Lineage: Eukaryota; Metazoa; Chordata; Mammalia; Chiroptera; Vespertilionidae
Product: zinc finger protein 551-like
Exons: 4
Coding region: 178-1467 (429 amino acids)
Biological process (GO): regulation of transcription by RNA polymerase II
Molecular function (GO): RNA polymerase II cis-regulatory region sequence-specific DNA binding; DNA-binding transcription factor activity, RNA polymerase II-specific
Source: RefSeq, a predicted model, not a curated record
AGUGUUUGAUUAGCGGCGAUUCCCCUCCUCUUCCUCCGCCUCUUCCUCCUCCUGCGCCUUGGCGGGCCGCCUGAGUCAAUCCUCUGGGAGGAAGCGGCCUCCAGGGCUUGUUGCUUUGUGCUGCCACCGUGGUGAGGAGUGUCUGGUGACCCCAGGGAUUCAUCUCAGGCUCCAGGGAUGGAUGAAGUGAAGAGUCAGUUCAUAGAAUCCCAGGCUGUGGGAAGGUGGAGAAUUUUGGAGGACUCUGAUGACAGACAAGAGGAUAUGAAUUUUGAGGAUGUGGCCAUUGCCUUCUCUCAAGAGGAGUGGGGGCUCCUUGAUGAGGAUCAGAGACAUCUAUACUGCGAUGUGAUGCUGGAAGUUUUUGCACUUGUAUCAUCUGUAGGUUGUUGGCAUAAAACAGAAAAGGAGGACGCCUGUUCUGCUGAGAGUGUUUCUGUACAAGGAGAGUCAAAAUUCAUGGCUUCUAAGACAGCUACAGCAACCCAGAGGACGCGUCUCUGUAAACAGUGUUUCUCAGUUUUAAAAGUUAUUCUGCACCUGACUGAGUCACAAGCAGCAUGCAUUGAGCAGAAAGCCUUCUUCAGUGACAAAUCUGUGAGAAACUUCUGUUCCAAUGUAAACCAUCACCAGCAACAGAGGGAUACCCGUGGAGAGAAGCCCUGGGAAGAAGCUAUGGAUGGGGCCUCCUUUGUGACCAGCUGCACCUUCUACUUAUCAGGGGUGCCUUCAACCACUAGGGAAGCUGGGAAAGACUGGCCAGCCAGCUCAGGGUUGUUGCAGUCCCAGGCAACUCUUAAUACCGAGGAGCCUCACAGUGGCAGUGAGACUUCACAGAAAUUUCUCAGUGGAAAAAGUCUUCAACAGUGUAGCAAACGUGAAAAUGCUGCAAGCCACAGACAUAAAUUUGUUCAAUAUCAGGAUGUCUGCUCUGGUGAAGUGAAAUACGAGUGUAACAAAUGUGGAAAAGUUUUUAGAUGUAUUAUUAACAUCAAUCAACAUAGGGGAGGUCACACUGGAGAAAAGUCCUAUGAGUGUAGUAAUUGUGGUAAGUCAUUCAGCAAAAGCUAUAAUCUCAUUGAACAUCAGAAAAUUCACACUGGAGAAAAACCUUAUGAGUGUAGUGAAUGUGGGAAAUCUUUUAGGUACAAUAGUCACCUCCUUAAUCACAAAAGAGUUCACACUGGGGAAAAGCCGUAUAAAUGUAGUGAGUGUGGGAAGUCCUUCAGUCAUAACUCUAACCUCAUUAAACACCACAGAGUUCACACUGGAGAAAAGCCAUACGAGUGCAGUGAUUGUGGGAAGUUCUUCACUCAAAGCACUAACCUCAGUCAACACCACAGAGUUCACACCGGGGAAAAGCCAUAUGAGUGUAGUGAUUGUGGGAAGUCCUUCAGUCAAAGCUCUAACCUUAGUCAACACCACAGAGUUCACACUGGAGAAAAGCUGUAUCAAUGUAGUGAUUGAGGGAAGUCCUUCAGUCAAAGCUCUAACCUCAUUAAACAUCACAGUUCACACUGGAGAAAAACAUUUUGAGUGUAGUAGAUGUGGGAAAUCUUUUAGGUAUAAUAAUCACCUCCUUAAACAGAAAAGAGUUCACACUGGAGAAAAACCUUUUGAGUCUAGUGUAUGUGGGAAAUAUUUUAGCCACAAACAUAGUCUGGUCACACACCUGAGAGUUCACACUGGGGAAAAGCUUUAAAUGUCCAGAUCAUAUUUCAUCUUUCUCACUCAGAAUGAAAACACUGAAGGAGAUACUUUGGGACCCAUUUACCAAAUAUAAACUCCUUUUGUCAAAACAUACACUCUGCUAAAUUCUUCAUAAGCUUCAAGUACAAGUGAGGCUUGAAGGAUCUGCAUUUGCCAACCUGCCCAGACCUAAUACCCGAUUGAUGUCUCUCCAUGUAUUUGUGGCUGAAACAAUUCCACUUCUACCACCUGAAGAAUGUGCAUUGGUAACAUCACCUGUGUGCUCAGGGGAAAUAUAUUCUGUGUUCUCACUUGUACUUGAGGAAAUUAUGAUUAUUAUGACCUCUUAGCAGUAUCUUCAUUCCUUUAUCUCCGACUAGGGAAUGCACCUGACCCAGGAUUCAUCCAGAGCACCUGUCCUCAGCUAAGAAGUGCUACUUCUGACAGGGACAUUGUGGUUCUCACAUUAGCUGUGAUGAAUUAUUUAAGGUUCUAAUUCACCAACCUGCAAACUGCUUGCUGUCCUCUGCUCCUUUUAUGUUUUUGUAAAGUUGUUUUUUUUUCUUUUAUACCUUUAAUUCAUUGGUUCUACUCACUGCCUGGGAUGAUUGGAAUGGAAAGUUUUGAUCUGUCAGCAUGGAGAGAUAAAUGGAUAUGGUGUGGUCCCAAACUUUUGUGCUUUGGAAGUCAUAGCAUGAUAGCAGAAAAUUCCUCUUUGUCUAAUAUUGGCUAAUUUUGUAUUGCUGACCAAGGCCUUAAAUGAAAGUGUACAUGACUUUUUGUUUUUAAUUUGAAGUUUGGUGUCUCCAUUAUUGGUGAGGUCAAUGGUCAUCCUAAAGAGGAGGCCUUUGUUGUGCUUAUACAAACAAUAUGAAUUAUGAUCUCUGUUCACAGUAUCCUAUAUAAUAAAAGGCUAAUAUGCAAAUUA